GAUAAGGCACACACACUUUGUUCAGGCCGAAGAAGUGCACAUCAUGGGGAUUGUCUGCCGCAAGUGACAGUCGGCGCUUUCAUGUAACUUCUGAAGAAAUUCGAACCAUAUUUCCAGCUUAUGUUUCCAGUUAGUUAACGACACAGCGUGUUUUUCUUUAUUGGUAUCAAUAUAUCCCGAGAGGCGCGGCAUACCGCUGUCACGUUAGCUUGUAGGUGAAGUUAUUUCUAGGGCAGAAGACUUCACGAGUGGAGGAAACGACGCAAGAUGUACCAUGAAGAAACCGCAGCUCUACAAAAGCCACGCUAUGGAACCAUCCAGGACGACGAGAGGCUGUCGGCGGAGGAGAUGGAUGAGAGGAGACGACAGAACAUCGCCUACGAGUACCUGUGUCACCUGGAGGAGGCCAAACGGUGGAUGGAGGCCUGCCUGGAGGAGGACUUGCCCCCUACCACAGAGCUGGAGGAGAGGCUGAGGAACGGGGUCUACCUCGGCAAACUUGCCAACUUUUUCGCCCCAAAGAUGGUGUCUGUGAAAAGGAUCUACGACAGAGAUCAGGCCCGCUAUAAGAGCAACGGGCUCCACUUCAGGCACACGGACAACACCGUGCAGUGGCUCAGAGCCAUGGAGUCAGUGGGUCUCCCAAAGAUAUUCUAUCCUGAAACGACAGAUGUGUAUGAUCGUAAAAACAUGCCAAAGGUGGUGUACUGCAUACACGCACUCAGCUUGUACCUGUACAAACUUGGCAUUGCACCACAGAUCCAGGACCUGCUGGGGAAAGUGGCCUUUACAGAGGAAGAGAUUAGUAACAUGAGGAGUGAGCUGGAGAAGUAUGGCAUUCAAAUGCCAGCUUUCAGUAAGAUUGGAGGAAUCCUGGCCAAUGAGCUCUCAGUGGACGAAGCUGCCUUGCACGCUGCUGUGAUCGCCAUCAACGAUGCGGUCGACAGAGGUCAGACGUCUGUGACGAUGGGAGCUCUUAAUAAUCCUAACGCCAUGCUGAAGAACAUCCAGGAAGCUCUGGCUCAAGAAUACCAGGACGCUCUGAGCCAGGCCAAGGCUCGGAAGCAGGAUCAGUCCUCAGGGAGGCGCUCCUCCAUUGCUACUGAAGAAAGAGAUGUUUAUGAGGAGUUGCUGACUCACCAGGAAAUCCAGGGCUCCAUUGAUUUUGUCAACAUGCAGGCAGCGGUGAGGCAGGUGAAUGAAGCCGUGUCGGCCCAGGACGAGGCCUCUCUGCUGGCUGCUCUCAGGCUGGACGCUCUGGCCCUGCUGGGGGUUCAGGAGUCAAACUGCAGCUGGUACCUGGAGCACUUCACCACCUACUGCCAACAUAAAUCUAAGGAUGAAGGGAAGUCUGUGGUGGUGGACAGAGAGGAGAUUCAGAGAGUCGUCACCUCUUGUAAUGACUUUGCUGAGGCAGAGAAACGAAAACUCGAGGCGGUUGCAGUGAUCAACACAGCCAUUCGUCUGGGCAAUGCAGCGGAGACAGCGGAGGAGCUGACGAACCCUGAAGCACAGCUGCCCAUCGUCUACCAAACUGCUGCCAACCUCUACCAGGCUGAGCUGUUCAGUUUGCAGCUGCAAGGCGCGCGGUCUGGCCUGAGCCACGAGGAGCUGAGUGUGGCUGUGGAGAUGCUGUCGGCGGUAGCGGUGCUGAAUGAGGUGCUGGACACCAAAGACCCUCAGGCUGUGAUCGAGCAACUAUCAGACUCCCCUCUGGGCUUCACCAACAUGGACCAGGACAACCUCAACAGGUAUGCAGACACUCUUAUCCAACUGCGAGGCGAGGCUCUUGCCAAAGGCCAAGAGUUUCUCACCUGGAAUGAUGUUCAGAAAUGCAUCGACACUGUCAACGUUCAGGUCCAUGAGGAGCAUGAGCGUGUCAUAGCUAUAGCUGAGAUCAAUGAAGCUCUUAACUCCGGUGAUCAUCAGCAGACGCUUCCAGCCCUGCUCCUCCCUACAGCCAAGUUAACAGGAGUGAAUCCAGCCACAGCCAAACACUACCAUGAUGUCCUACAACAUACCAAACAACUCCUCUGCCAGGCCUCACCUCUGGACACAGGGGAAAUGAGCUCUGGAGACGAGUCUGCAGUACUGUGGCUGGACCAAAUCCAAGAGGCCAUACACACAGCCAAUCAGGAUGAAGAGGAGGCUCUCACAUUGGCUGGAGCAGUGGCUGACAUCAACAGGACCGUGGCCGAGGGGGACGCUCAGAAAACACUGCAGGCUCUGCAGGUUCCCAGUGCCGGACUGAGAGCGGUGCUCCCUGAAUGUGCCGAGACAUACCAGGCAGAACUGGCGGAAAGACAAACAAACGGUGAUGAUGAAGGCAGCACUGAGAGUGUGUGGGUUAAACAUUGCAUCAACGACAGAUAUGACUACUACUACAACCUGGAGACUGGACAGGGCACCUGGGAGGAGCCUGAAGGGUUUCUACACCAUGGUGGCCAGCUCGGUAAAGAGGAAAUCCAGGGUGUUGUCAGCUCUUUGACUGCAGAAUAUAACAGGGAACAGUUAUGGAUGGCCAAUGAAUCCAUGGUGACCCAGCUGCAGGCGAGGGUCAGAGGUUACCUGGUCAGGAGAAAGCACGCCCGGAGAAUGGAGUAUCUACGGCAGCAAGAGCCACACGUCGUCAAGUUGCAGGCCUGCUGGAAAGGUCACAAACAGAGGAAAAUGUACAAAGACAGGAUGGAUUUGCUCCAGGAAAAUGUCUCUUCGAUUGUCAAGAUCCAAUCUGUUGUGAAAAUGUGGAAAGCCAAGCGUAAAUACAAUCAGAGGUUGCAGUUCUUCAAAGAUCAUGAAAAAGAGAUUGUGAAAAUCCAGGCUUUUCUAAAGGCCAACAAAGCCAGAGACGACUACAGAACCCUCACUGGGGCCAAGGACCCUCCUCUGUCCGUGGUGCGUAAGUUUGUCCACUUGCUGGAGCAGAGCGCCCUGGACCUUCAGGAAGAGCAGGAAGUAACGCGGCUCAGAGAAGAGGUGGUCACCAAUAUUCGCUCCAAUCAGCAAAUGGAGAAAGACUUGAACUUGAUGGACAUAAAGAUUGGAUUGCUGGUGAAGAACAGGAUCACUCUGCAGGAUGUUGUGUCCCAUAAUAAGAAAAUGAAGAAUAAGAAAAAUAAAGCGAGUAAGGACGACUUGACUACAGGAGACCGACAAGGUAUCAAGGGACUAAACAAAGGCAAAAGAAGGAAACUGGAGGCCUACCAACAUCUCUUUUACCUGCUGCAGACCAAUCCACACUACCUGGCCAAGCUGAUCUUUCAGAUGCCCCAAAACAAGUCGACCAAGUUUAUGGACACGGUGGUCUUCACCUUGUACAACUACGCCUCCAACCAGAGAGAAGAAUACCUGCUGCUCAAACUCUUCAAGACGGCUCUGGAGGAAGAAAUCAAUUCUAAGGUGGACCAGAUCCAGGACAUAGUGACGGGGAACCCGACAGUCAUCAAGAUGGUAGUGAGCUUCAACAGAGGCGCACGCGGCCACAAUACACUGAGGCAGCUGCUGGCUCCUGUGGUCAAAGACAUCAUUGACGACAAGAGUUUAGGCAUCAACACCAACCCAGUGGACGUGUACAAAGCCUGGGUCAACCAGCUGGAGACGGCCACCGGAGAGGCCAGCAAGCUCCCCUAUGAAGUGACUCCCGAGCAGGCCAUGUCCCAUGAGGAGGUCCGCAGCAGGCUGGAGGCCUCCAGUCUGGCGCUACGCACGGCUACAGAUAAGGUCUUGAACUCCAUUGUGUCUUCACUGGAUAAUAUCCCUUAUGGCAUGAGAUACAUAGCAAAAGUUCUGAAGAACAGCCUCCAUGAAAAGUUUCCCGAUGCCUCAGAGGAUGAGCUGCUGAAGAUUAUAGGGAACCUGCUGUACUACCGCUACAUGAACCCAGCCAUCGUGGCCCCCGACGGCUUCGACAUCAUCGACAUGUCAGCAGGAGGGCAGCUUCAUGUGGACCAGCGGCGCAACCUGGGAUCUGUGGCCAAGAUGCUGCAGCACUCUGCCGCUAAUAAGCUGUUUGAGGGAGAGAAUGCACAUAUGACCCCAAUGAACAACUACAUAUCUCAGACAUAUGAGAAGUUUAGGGUGUUCUUCCAGUCAGCAUGUGAUGUCCCUGAACCUGAGGAGAAGUUUAAUAUUGAUGAAUACUCCGACAUGGUGACUCUAAGCAAGCCUAUCAUCUACAUCUCAAUAGAUGAGAUCAUCAACACACACUCGCUGCUUUUGGAACAUCUGGAGGCCAUCUCUCCGGACCACAAUGACUUGCUGCAUGAGCUGCUGCACGACCUGGGAGACGUCCCUGAUGUGGAGACAUUGCUCGGUGAGGGAGCUGUAGACCCGAAUGACGUGAACAGAGAGAGCGCUCUGAGCCAGAUGGCCAAGACGGAGAUCUCGCUCGCUCUAACCAGCAAGUUUGAGCUACUGGAAGGAGACGAUAGAGACUUGAAGACGCUGAUGACAAAGACCAAAAAGCUUGUAGUGGAUGUGAUUCGGAUUCAGCAUGGAGAGAACUUGUCUCAAAUUCUUGAGACCCCGUCUUCUGCACCUCAGGAGUCGGAGCACACUAAGAUCGUAGAGCGCAGAGCGGUCCAGGACGCUCAGACUCCAGAGGGUCUGAAGAGCAGCCCGGCGCUCCUGGAGGACAGCCAGCUGCCCCUGGAGCAGAAGAAGAGGAAGAUCCUGAGAAACCUCAGGAGCCUGGAGCAGGCGGGCCUUCUCACUGACAGCAACAAGUACCAGGACCUCGUCAACGAGAUCUCCAAGGACAUUCGCUACCAAAGACGCUACAGACAGAGGAGGAAGGCGGAGCUGGUGAAGCUCCAGCAGACUCUGACAGCUCUCAACUCCAAAACAGCCUUCUACCAGGACCAGAUGAACUAUUAUGAUACUUACAUCAAGACCUGCCUGGACAACCUCAACAGAAAGAAUGCACGCCGAUCUAUAAAGCUGGACAGCAAAGGAGAAAAUAAGGGCAGCAAGAAGUGGAAGCCCCAGUCUCUGAAGUACACUGGAGCAAGGCUUCAUGAGAAGGGAGUCAUCCUGGAGAUAGAAGGACUUCAGACCAACCAGUUCAAAAAUGUCAUGUUUGACAUUUCACCCACUGAGGAAGUUGGAGAUUUUCAAGUGAAGGCCAAAUUUAUGGGAGUUGAGAUGGAAAAAGUCCAGCUUCAUUUCCAGGACCUCCUUCAGCUGCAGUACGAAGGCGUGGCCGUCAUGAAGAUGUUCGACAAAGCCAAAGUCAACGUCAAUUUACUCAUCUUCCUCCUAAAUAAAAAAUUCUAUGGAAAAUGACAAAGUGAAGGGAGGAAAAGCAACAAAGAGGAAACAGAUUGUGCCUUCUGAUUGUGCUGAGCUUGUGGAACAAAAUGAAUUUAGCCAGAUAACACGAGAUGGGGCAGGACAGUGUUUUGUAUUGUACCCUCCUCUUAUAAUUUUAAGGAUCACACCAAAAUCUAAUGCUGUUGUCCAACUUAAUGUAUCAGCUCUGUAUUUUUUCAUGUGGUAAUUGUAAAUGUAAUGUAUUUUUAAGAUUUAAAUUGUAAUGAUAUUCAUGUUUUGUAUGUAAAAACUGUCCCAUGUAUGUUGAAACAACUGUGGAUUAGUUCAGAAAUCCAGCUGGGGAGCAGAUUUUCAGCCGGCCUGUAUCAUUCUAUAAAAUACUGUAGUUUACCACAGUGCCUUUUAAUUAAAGUGUGUAAAGAAACAUGUUUUAAUAAAUAAAACAUCAAAAAUAUUUAAAAGCUACAACGGAUGAAUUUGUACUAUGUGUUAUCAAGAAGUGAUUGCUAAGGUUUAAUUAUUUAAAUGUGCAGAAUAAAUAACAUGUUUUUUUAUCAACUACUUUGACUAGUUUUAGUUUAAUCUGCUAACCUCCCACUGGGACACAUUACUUCUCUGCAGAGAGGGAGAGACGGAGUAUUUACCACAAUAACAUGUUUGAUGCUGAAGAAUAACACACUGAUCCUGUGGUUACAAGGACUUUUGUUGCACAUUUUUACUUUUUUUUUUUUAAAUCGACAGUUUUAAUAAACGAUUUCUAUUUAUAGUUUAUAAAACAA
Molecule: messenger RNA, 6050 nt
Organism: Trematomus bernacchii (emerald rockcod)
Lineage: Eukaryota; Metazoa; Chordata; Actinopteri; Perciformes; Nototheniidae
Gene: iqgap2
Product: IQ motif containing GTPase activating protein 2
Biological process (GO): regulation of GTPase activity; regulation of actin cytoskeleton organization
Cellular component (GO): cytoplasm
Molecular function (GO): calmodulin binding; GTPase activator activity; actin filament binding
Source: RefSeq, a predicted model, not a curated record